GGACAGUUUAGAGCUGUGCUGGAGGGAUUUCUGUCGAAAUGUGUGGCUUUCGUCGGAAAUUUGGAGGAACUGUAAACUCCCUUCAGGAUACCCCUCUGCUUUUGACAGAAAAUUCCUCAUCUCCAUGGUAACAUGCCCCAACUAGACCCAAAUGACAUUGGCCAGAAUCCAUCCAAUGUUAUCUAAGCUAUCUGACCUGGGUCACACUGAUGAAAAAUUCAAAACACGCCAAUAAUAAUUUUUUUUUUUUUUUUGUAUUGUUAAUAAUCUGUAUUCCUCUGUGGAGUCAGAGUUACCAGCCGGAAAAUUGAUUUUUGUUGUAAUUGGGCAUCACUUCAGAAGGUGUUACUUCAUAUUUUCUUGGGAUAUUGUUUGUUUGUUUGUUUGUUUUUAAGCCAAGAAGCAAACAACUGUUUUGCUCUUUAUUAUUCAUUGCUGGGUCAUAACGUUGAGGCUCCACUCGUUCUUAAUGAAAAUAUAUUAAACUCUGCCGCAUGAGUCCUGAUCUGGUUUGAAACCCAAAACCUCGCUGGCCCAAGAUGCACCAGCUGUUCAGUCAGGUUCUGGAUCAGAGGGAUCUGUCCAGAGCAGGGGAUCUGUUUUCUCUAGAAGAUGCAGAAAUUGAAGACUGUCUGUCUCAGGCUUUGGACAAGAUCAAGGCCAUCUCCUGCUCACUGGAAUAUUUGAACAAUGACAACAACCAAGCUGUGGUGGAGAUCUGCAUAACGCGUAUCACCACAGCUAUAAGGGAGACGGGCUCCAUAGAGAAACACAGCAACGCACUGGUGGGACUGUGGGAGUCGUGUCUGGAACAUAACCUCACACCUCAGGGGGAAAGCACAGACGACACGCCGCAUGCUAAGAUAGCCUCAGACAUCACCAGCUGCAUCCUGCAGAACUACAGUUGUCCUUCGGUCAUGGUGCUCGCCGUCCCUGUAGCUGUGCGAUUCCUGCACAGAGGAAACCGGGAGCUCAGCAGAAACAUGUCCAGUUACCUCUCACUGGCUGCCAUCGCCAAAGCUGAUCUGCUAGCUGAACACACAGAGGCCAUAACUCUCAGUGUCUUAAGAGGUAACCACAUGCUCUUACGAGUGUUGCCGUCCAUUUACCCCAGACAACCUAAUGCCAUGCACCGUCACCUAGGCAACCUUACUGUGAUGAUGCCACAGCUGGAGUCCACAGACCAGAAACACCUGAUCAGGCUCCUUCAGCUGGUUGCUGAGCAACAUCCACUUAUGCUGACUCCACAGGUACCUGCACUAGUUACAUACCUAAGUGACCAUUCCGUAACAGAGGCACUGCUGGGCGUGCUAGUGGACCUGUCACAGGCCUGUCCAUCCUUGUUGGUGAGAUUCCUGCCAGUGCUGAGGGUUGUCGGACAACAACACCUCCCUCUCCUGGGACAUGUGGCCAAAAUCCAUGGUGCUGUGGGAAUCCUCAGUGAGACUCAUGCUCACAGCUCUUUGGUAUACCUGGUGUCUCUGUUGGGCAGCAUGGAGCACAGCUUCCACCACACCGUGCUCCUGGAGGUCAGAGCUCUGGCAGAUCAUUACCCAAAUCUGCUGGGUGGCUGCAAUAAAGACAUUUACAGGAUGAGCAAUUCCUUCACUGCUGUGGCCAGACUUCUGGGGAGACGACUGGAGGAGCGUGCCACCAGGGUGGAGGAGGAAGAAAGCCCACUAUCUCCAUACACAUCUCUCCCAUUAGCAUUGAGAGGAUCAGAGCAGCAGCUGCAGUUGAAGGUUCAGUCAUUAGAGGAGAAAAUAUGGCAGAAGACAGGUGAGGAGGUGGAGGACAAGGACUCUCCUGUCCCAGCUGAACAGUUCAGCCUGAGUCAAACUAUGAGAGAAGAACAACAGGAGAUGAGAUACAGCAGGCCAAACAGUGCGGCUGUCCACACCGUCCUCUCCUGCUCCCGGGAAGGUGGGAAGGAGGUGGAGCUGAGCCUAGACAACAUAUUCUCAGACAGGUUUUCCAAUCAGCAUUCAGAACACCCCGAAGCUCCUCCUACUGAGGCCAAUCUGACGGGAGACACCUUCAUGACUGUUACCGCCCCCUUGGACAGAGUGAUCAAAGAGGCUGAAAAAGGUCACGACAGAGCAGACGAUGGAGGGGAGGAGUGGCGAGAAGAGGCUGACAGACUCUUCAUCCAUCUGAGAGACAACAUGGACAAGAUAAGAGAGUUCUGUAAAGAUAUGGUGCAGCAGAUCCCCAUACCAGAGCAGUGUGUCAUAGAAGAGUCAAAUAGAGGGUGCGUGGCCAAGUUGUCAUUCUGCUGUCCUCUGAAAGGCCAAUACUGUCUGUACGCCAAGUCCUGCUUCUACCUGACCAGCCGACGCCCUCACCUGUGGAUACACCUCAUGCUGCUGCAGCUUCAGAGCAGGUCAAGUGUUCCACUGCACUCCAGGAGCGAGUGCGUCCACAAGCUGGCAUGUCUUUGGGAGAGGACACAGCUGAAAGGAACUCAUAGCUUCAUCAUGGCUAUGACGCAACACACUACCCCACACAGGAAGGAGCUGGACAUUCUUCAGACCCAGCUGGAAGAAGUACGUUUCUUUGACCUGUUUGGCUACAGUGAGGAAGCGGGUGGUUGGCUCUGCUUCAUGUGUAACAAUCCUGAGAAGGCCACAGUUGUGAAUCAGGAGGGACAGCCUCUGAUUGAGGGGAAGCUAAAGGAGAAGGUCCGCUGGAAGUUCAUCAAGCGCUGGAAAACCCGCUACUUCACUCUGGCAGGAAAUCAGCUCCUCUUCCGCAGGGGCAAAUCAAAAGAGGAGCUGGACGAUAUUCCUAUUGAACUGAGCAAGGUCCAGAGUGUGAAGGUUGUGGCAAAGAAGCGUCGGGAUCGGGGUCUGCCACGGGCCUUUGAGAUCUUCACUGACAGUAAAACAUAUGUGUUGAAGGCGCAGGAUGAGAAACACGCCAAAGAGUGGCUUCAGUGCAUCAACGUGGCUGUGGCUCAGGCCAGAGAGCGGGAGAACAGAGAGGCCACCACCUACCUGUGAGAGGAGCAACAACAGAGAGUAGGCAGACCGCUCACCGUGCACAUGAUGUAAGCACACAGGAUCACAUUUUACUCAGCUGCAGGAGGUCACGUUUCAUCAUUUAUAAAUAUCACCAGCAGCAGUAAGAAUAAAUUAUCAAGUGCUGUCUGCAGCAUCGAUUCUGCAACCGUUUAUACACCAAGUCAGUCUAAAUUAUGGCAAAAAAAAAAACCUCAUGUGGUGGAUUUCCUCCCAGAAUGACACCAGCACUUUGCUGUUACACUGUUGAAUUGCUCAUUGUGUGAUACACUGACAGCAGGAUGAUUUUAUCUGAACAGUAAAAAAGUGUUGAAUGUCAAGAAGAAUCUCUCCUGUCUGCACCUCUAUGAAGUGAACAGAACCAACAUACUAGGCAGAAACAUUUGGAGACUUUUAAUGAAGCAGGAACAAGAGUGAUCUGUGCUGUGACAAAACACAAACCUCAAAUGUAGUGAACAGCAUGUGUCUGAAAUCCAGGACAGAUGAAGAAGAGGCUAAUGGAGAGCAGAUGCAUGUUUUAUAGUGUGUGGAGUGGAAUGAUAACAUGCACAGUCGUCAUAUGUGAAAUAUGAUUAUACACAGUCAGACCAGUGUUUCUUCAUGUUUCCUCCUCUGUG
Thalassophryne amazonica is the source of this 3637-nucleotide messenger RNA. It is a transcript of the gene veph1, whose product is annotated as ventricular zone expressed PH domain-containing 1. The record is from RefSeq and is a predicted model, not a curated record. Lineage: Eukaryota; Metazoa; Chordata; Actinopteri; Batrachoidiformes; Batrachoididae. The transcript has 15 exons. Gene Ontology annotation, biological process: regulation of signal transduction. Gene Ontology annotation, molecular function: phosphatidylinositol-5-phosphate binding. Gene Ontology annotation, cellular component: plasma membrane. Bases 540 to 3002 code for a protein of 820 amino acids.